Molecule: messenger RNA, 558 nt
Organism: Trichoderma aggressivum f. europaeum
Lineage: Eukaryota; Fungi; Ascomycota; Sordariomycetes; Hypocreales; Hypocreaceae
Exons: 3
Coding region: 1-558 (185 amino acids)
Biological process (GO): 'de novo' NAD+ biosynthetic process from L-tryptophan; quinolinate metabolic process
Cellular component (GO): cytoplasm
Molecular function (GO): iron ion binding; 3-hydroxyanthranilate 3,4-dioxygenase activity
Source: RefSeq, a predicted model, not a curated record
AUGCUUGGACCGCCGGUCAACCUGCCCAAGUGGCUCGAGGCAAACUCUCACCUGCUUCAGCCGCCCAUCAACAACUACUGCGUCUACAACGAUGAUUUCACCAUCGUCGGCGGCCCCAACGCCCGCACCGACUACCACAUCAACCAGACCCCCGAAUGGUUCUACCAAUACCGCGGCGCCAUGACCCUCAAGGUCGUCGACGGCUCGACCUUUCGCGACAUCAUCAUCCGCGAGGGCGACAUGUUCCUGCUUCCCGCCAACACGCCGCACAACCCGGUGCGCUUCGCAAACACCGUCGGCGUCGUCCUCGAGCAGCGCCGCCCGGCCGACUCCAUUGACCGCAUGCGCUGGUACUGCGCGACGUGCUGCGGCGAACCUGGUGCCGAGGCCGUCGUCGUUCACGAGGCUGCGUUUCAUUGUACGGAUCUGGGCACGCAGAUUAAGCAGGCUGUGGAGGACUUUAGGGGGGAUGAGGAGAAGAGGACGUGUCGGAGGUGCGGGACGGUGGCGGACUGGGCGCCGAAGCCGGGGUCGAUUCCGGAUCCUAAUUUGCAGUGA